Molecule: messenger RNA, 1209 nt
Organism: Micropterus salmoides (largemouth bass)
Lineage: Eukaryota; Metazoa; Chordata; Actinopteri; Centrarchiformes; Centrarchidae
Product: EMI domain-containing protein 1-like
Molecular function (GO): protein binding
Source: RefSeq, a predicted model, not a curated record
CCAGUCUGCUUUUAAAAGACCCGAGGAGACUAUAAAAGUGGUUUCAUGCCCGCUGCAGUAAAGGCUCGGCUCGAAAUGUGCACAGACAGACGGAGGUAGGCAGAGCAUAUAGAGAAAGGAGGAUAACACACACUAAACAACACCCACCCGCCCACGCACACACAUUCUGUUGAAGGUUUAUUUUCAGAUGUGGGCGCUCUGUCAUAGGUAGAGACAAACGAGAAGCGUGAGUUCAUGGGGCGGCAUUCUUCUUUAGUUCACUUAGGAUUUCAAGACAGACAAAUACACGCCUGUCAGGCAUCGUGUGUGUGUGUAGUCUACAGAGGUGCAUGUUUGCUACUUUACUGAAUAGGAUGCGCGUAUUCUCUAGCCGACCCGGUGCUGUUUGACACAUCCACCCCCACCCUCCCUAUUUCCCUCCCGCGAGGUCGGAUUCACUACCCGGUCUGUUUUGUAACCGGGGGGAAGUUGGGCUCAUUUAAAACUUUUCUGGCCGUGCUUUUGAUGCCACGGAAAUGGGACCGCGCCAACGGGAGAGCGUGUCCGCGCUUUGCAGAGAAAGUUUGCUUUGGACGGUGCUGAUACUCUGGCUGACCGCGUUCGUUGACGGGACUUGGAAAACCGGACUUUACAAAAGCUACUCAGCCGGGACUCAGCUGAGCAGAGACCAGGCAGCAGCCUCUCACUCCUCAGUCUAUCAGAAAAGGAACUGGUGUCCUCAUACGGUCACUAAGACAGUGACUUGCCAGGUGCAGAAUGGGACAGUCCUCCAGCGGGUCUACCAGACGUGCCGCUGGCCGCAGGGAUGUACAGGAGGCAGCUACAGGACCGUGGUCAGACCUUCCUAUAAAGUGGUGUACCGCACUGUGACCUCUCUGGAGUGGAAAUGCUGUCCAGGAUUCAGCGGUGCUGCCUGUGAAGAAGAAGCAGGGAACCAGCUUGUAGCUCAAGAGGCAGUGAGGAAAGCAUCCAUGCUACGUCGCCCGGCUGCACGCACAGGAGAGACAAUCUCCAAUUGUCUCAACUGCAGUCGAAUCACAGCUUUGAGUGACAGGCUGAGCUCACUGGAAGCGAAGGUCCAAUUACUGAUUGCCCCGGCCUCCGUAUCACAUCGCCACUUUCAGGGUGAAGGAGGAACUGCACCAGAGCCCUCAUUACUGGUGGGGGCUUUGCCCGCUCAGGGAGCUCCUGGUGAGCAGGGACCUGCAG